Messenger RNA from Mitosporidium daphniae, 1338 nucleotides. Its product is annotated as ERCC4-like protein. Gene Ontology annotation, molecular function: single-stranded DNA binding; damaged DNA binding; single-stranded DNA endonuclease activity. Gene Ontology annotation, cellular component: nucleotide-excision repair factor 1 complex. Gene Ontology annotation, biological process: nucleotide-excision repair involved in interstrand cross-link repair; double-strand break repair via homologous recombination; resolution of meiotic recombination intermediates. The record is from RefSeq and is a predicted model, not a curated record. The annotation marks the transcript as partial. The transcript has 3 exons. NCBI's taxonomy places the organism in Eukaryota, Fungi, Microsporidia.
AGCCUAAACUAUUCUGGGAGACAUUCUUUCUUAAAGGAAGUGCUUGUGAAAGGGGUUGAGAAAACCUUUGCCUCUUCUCUUAAAAAAUACAAAGCAUGGAAAGAUCGUCUUCCAUCCAUGGCUUGGGAGUAUAAUCCUGUAACAAAGCAGCCUAGGAUUGUCGAUCUCGAAGCUAUCGAUAAAGAUGAACAAGGAAAUGAAGAUGAGAUUUGCCCAGAUAAGAUUUUGGAGCAAAUUUGCGAUUUUGAGCUCCCAGACAUCCAAAUUCAUUGUUUUUCUUUUGAAAAUGUAUCCAGAUUUUGUUCUGGGCUAUUAUUGGAGUUUAUAAAGCCAACUCAUAUCAUCUUGUGUGAUAUUGAUCUAGCAUUUUUGAGGACAAUUGAGUUGUAUCAAUGGAGCAGGCUUUCGUCUGCACUUUCCAUGUCUCUUGAUACGGAAAAGGGUCUUGAGCCGCCUCCUCUUUUUGUAUCGGUAUUCCAACAAGAAGGCUCGGCGCAGGAGCAUCGUUAUUUGAUAAACUUGAGGGCAGAGGCAGAUGCGUUCACAUCCCUGCUAAAAAUAGAGGUCAAGUUUCCCCUUACGACAACCACAGAUAUUGAGGGGGCCCUUGCAAAGGUAUAUGUUGAUACCCGCGAAUUUCGAAGCAUCUUGCCUUCUUUGCUACACUCCAGCGGUCGCUUUGACAUUUGCCCAAUGAUGCUUUCCAUUGGGGAUUAUGUUAUCCAACGAAAGCUGGGUCAUUCGUCUCUUAUACAACUUUUCGUUGAGCGCAAAUCUCUUUCAGACCUGGUUGGUUCGCUCACUAACGGUCGAUUGUAUGACCAAACGAGAGCCAUGGUGCGCGUCACUUCAAGACCAUUUUUGCUGCUUGAAUUAGGAGCCUCUGUCCCGGACGAUUCCUCGGAUACCCUUCAAACCAAUCUGAGACUCUUUAAGGGGAAAAGUUCGCAGGAAAUCAGCGUCAAUGAUGUUCCCUCAAAACUUGUCAUUCUUUUGCUCCAUUUCCCUACCCUGAGAUUAUUGUGGUCGUUAGAGCCCAUUUAUUCUAUUGAGCAUUUUAAUAGAUUAGCUUCAAUAGAUCUAUUUGGGACACCAUUUAGCCAGCAUCAAAUGGUAGGGCAUUUUCUCCACGAUGAGAUGGCCGAAUCUGAAUAUGAAAGAGAUCUCACUGGAGAGCUUAUCUCCGAUUCGCUUCAAGAUGCACUCUAUGUUUUGCAGGAUUCUGGAUUGAUAGAUACAUUCUCCUUGACAGCCAAACAUCCCACCUUAAGGAGCUUGAUUCUACAAUGCGAGGAUUCAUUUUUUAAGCAGCCGCUACUAGUAGAGUUGAAUCGUUAG